AUGGUCGUGUCCUCGAAGAAGAGAAUGUCGCCCAGUGCCGAAGCUGACGAGGUGGCAAGUCCCGGGCAGUCAGUGAAGCCGCGUAAACGCGUUCCCGCCGAAAUAUGGGAAACCAAGCGUCCGAUUAUCACCCGGUUGUACCAGGAAGAAAAGAAAUCGUUGAAGGAGGUCAUGGAAAUCAUGCAACGUGACUAUCAGUUUGUCGCCACUGUCAAGAUGUACAAGUCGAGGAUAUGGAAGUGGGGUCUUGACAAAAAGCUCAAGGGUGACGAGGUUCUAGCCAUCAUUCUUCUCAAACGGGACCGAGACAUGUUGAAGAAGCCGACAGAGUUCAGGAUACGCGGGCAGCUUGUAGACCUGGAGAACAUCAACCGGUACCUGAAGCGUAACCCGUCGUUAAUGGCAAAACUCAAGGCAGGCCAUACGCCCAGCGUGCAGACCGCCCUCGAGGUGACUUGUCGAACCCCUUCGCCGCCCCCAAGCCCGUCAAGAGCCUUGGCACCAACAACGGAGAUGCAGAGCACCGAGCAGGUUUUGUGCUUGUUCCGAGACUAUAUUGAUGGAUCCUUCUCCUCGGGAGCUUGGUCGUGCGAGUUCAACGUCGACUGCUUGAACAGUCGACUCAAUCAGGGAGACCGGAGUAACGAUUUGUUCGAGAGGGUCAUCGCGAGCUUUGCUUUGGUUAACCGCUGCAUGAUCAGAGGUGACCAGAUCAACAUCAACAGCGUCCUCGGACCGGCUUUCGAAUCGCUCAAGGAGAUCGUCGCAGCCGAGAGUCCGGAUUUCGUUGCCCGGACGGUCUGCUUGCUCUGGUACCUGGACCGACACCACAAGCAUGACCUCUUGAGGCUAGUCCUUGACUAUCUCGCCGGGCUGAUUCCGAUCGUCUUGGGGCCCCAUCACAUCCUGACCCAUAUUUGGCGCAGACUGGGCGCGACCGAGUUUUCAGAUUACUAUGAGCUUUCCAUGCGGCUGUAUGCACUGUUGCUCCCCGACAUCGAGGAGCGCGUAGGGCCGGCCAACUACCUGACACAUCUACUGUACAGCGACUAUCUGGACUGCAUCUUUGCUCGACAAGACCCCGAGGACUGCGAGGCGAUGCUCAGCGGCCACCGCGCUCGUGCCGAGGCCUCAGGGCAAACACACCCAUGGCUGGAUGAUAUGGCCCUUUCACAUGCAGGCUUGCUUGCGGCUUGCAAAGAAAACCAAGGUCGACUAGACGAGGCAGUGGAGGUACUAACGGCGCACAUGAACGCGUACAGUAUGACAGAGGAGCAGGAAGCGGCCCUAAACCUCGAGCUUGGGGUCAAGUAUUACCGGAUGACCAACAUCUCGGCAGCAAUAGCCUCGUUUAAAUCGGCGGCUCGCAUCGCCCUGACUUCGGACGCAGACGAGCGAAUCUCGAUGACGGCAUUAGCAAACUUGGAAAAGCUUCUCCGCCAGACGGACAAGACGGCCAAAGCAGACCGGGUCCAUCAAUACCGGAUGGAGCGGCUCGCGGCGUUCGCAGAAAAAUCGGCUUCCCUAUCGAAGGGCUUUUCUGAUGGCGACGAUUAUGAGGACAGCGACGGCACUGACGAUAUCGAAAACCUACCGGACUGGUUAUGGAAGUGCGACGACAGCGAAGAAGAUAUCACUGAUUGGCUCGCGCUGCCACCUUUUGUCUGGGCCGAGAAAACAUCCAAUGCUUCAAUCGCCAGGGCACCCGGCAGCGUUGUAGAAUGGACGAACACAUCCCAAAAUGGGUCGCCCACCGUGCUCUCGGCAGGAUGUUCGCCCUCUUUGGAAGACCAGGUCAUCGACCCUCGGGUUGAGUACUUACACAGACACGAUGGCGGGGUUCUGUAA
Molecule: messenger RNA, 1848 nt
Organism: Colletotrichum spaethianum
Lineage: Eukaryota; Fungi; Ascomycota; Sordariomycetes; Glomerellales; Glomerellaceae
Exons: 2
Coding region: 1-1848 (615 amino acids)
Molecular function (GO): protein binding
Source: RefSeq, a predicted model, not a curated record